Messenger RNA from Maylandia zebra (zebra mbuna), 1926 nucleotides. Its product is annotated as protocadherin gamma-A2-like. Gene Ontology annotation, biological process: homophilic cell-cell adhesion. NCBI's taxonomy places the organism in Eukaryota, Metazoa, Chordata, Actinopteri, Cichliformes, Cichlidae. Gene Ontology annotation, cellular component: plasma membrane. The record is from RefSeq and is a predicted model, not a curated record. Gene Ontology annotation, molecular function: calcium ion binding.
AAUAAAACCAACUGACAAUUUCGUUCUUAAAAUGCAUAAUAAUGCUGAUGGAAAUAAAAAUGUUGAGAUGGUACUGCAGAAACCUUUAGACAGAGAGAAACAAGAGCAGAUAUCCCUCGUGCUAACAGCUAUAGAUGGAGGAGAGCCACAGAUGUCAGGAACAAUGCAGAUUCUCAUUACAGUUUUAGACGCUAAUGAUAAUGCUCCGGUUUUUACACAGCAAACAUACAAAGCUACAGUCACUGAGAAUUCACCUAAAGGAACAGUUGUUGCUACUGUUACAGCGUCAGACGCAGACCAAGGUUCGAACAGUAAAAUAACAUAUUCAAUCACAAACAAAGUGGAUGACGUCAGGAAAGUCUUUAACAUAAACAAGGAGAACGGCGAAGUGACUUUAAUUGGGAAUACUGACUUCGAGGAUUCACGAGGUUUUCAGUUAAAUUUACGUGCUAGUGAUGUUGGAGGACUAACAGAUUCCUGUAAACUGAUUGUUGAUGUUCUGGAUUUAAAUGACAACAAACCUGAAAUCAACAUAAUGUCUAAGUCGACUGUGAUUUCGGAGGAUGCUAAACUCAAUACAGUUGUUACAAUGAUAAACGUUGAAGACAGGGACACUGGAGAAAGAGGGAAUGUUCAAUGUUCAGUUAGUGAUAGUGUACCUUUCAUUUUGAAAUCAUCAACAAAUCACUUCUAUACCUUAGUAACAGACAGUGAUUUAGACAGAGAGAGAGCCUCUGAGUAUAACAUCACUGUGACCUGCUCUGAUGAGGGAGUGCCCUCCCUCUCCACCAGCGUCACUCUCACCUUACAGAUCUCAGACGUUAAUGAUAACGCACCUGUCUUUGAGAGGAGCUCAUAUGAGGCCUACAUUGUAGAAAACAACACACCGGGCCUCUCUAUAUUUACAGUCAAAGCCUCAGACGCUGACUGGAACCAGAAUGCCCGUGUUUCUUACAUACUGGAGUACUCCUCCGUUAACGGAGUGCCAGUCUCCUCGUAUGUGUCCGUUAGUGCUGAUAGUGGAGUCAUCCAUGCAGUGCGCUCUUUUGACUACGAGCAGAUCAAAGAUUUCCACUUCCGCGUGAAAGCGCAGGAUGGAGGCUCUCCUCCACUCAGCAGCAACGUGACUGUGAAAAUAAUGAUCCAAGACCAGAACGACAACCCCCCUCAGGUUCUGUACCCAGUCCAGACUGGUGGCUCUCUGGUGGCUGAAAUGGUGCCUCGUUCAGCAGAUGUGGGCUAUCUGGUGACUAAAGUGGUGGCUGUUGAUGUGGACUCUGGACAGAAUGCCUGGCUCUCCUAUAAACUGCAGAAAGCCACAGACAGGGCGCUGUUUGAAGUGGGCUUACAGAAUGGAGAAAUCAGAACUAUCCGCCAAGUCACUGAUAAAGAUGCUGUCAAACAAAGACUGACUGUUAUAGUGGAGGACAACGGGCAGCCUUCCCGUUCAGCUACAGUCGUUGUUAACGUGGCGGUGGCGGACAGCUUCCCUGAAGUGCUGUCGGAGUUCACUGAUUUGACCCACGACAAGGAGUACAAUGACAACCUGACUUUUUACUUAGUCUUGGCUCUGGCUGUAGUUUCCUUCCUCUUCAUCACGUGUUUAGUGGUUAUUAUAUCAGUCAAAAUCUACAGGUGGAGACAGUCUCGCAUCCUGUAUCACUCCAACCUGCCUGUCAUUCCAUAUUAUCCACCACGUUACUCAGACACUUUGGGGACAGGAACUCUGCCACAUGUGUACAAUUACGAGGUGUGCAGGACGACUGACUCCAGAAAGAGUGACUGUAAGUUCGGCAGAGCUGGUAGUCAGAACGUGUUGAUAAUGGACCCCAGUUCUACAGGAACGAUGCAGCGGAUACAGAGUGAAAAGAGCAUCCUGGAUGAACCAGACUCUCCUCUUGAGGUCAGUUAACUGCUGUUGUGAAC